ACAGUAAAGGCGGAGAAGCCCAUACGUUUAAUUUCUGUACUUAACGGCAUCUUAAGUACUGUACUCAAUUUUCCCCUUGUCUCAAUCUGCUAGAAAACUUGAAUCACACAAUUUCCCCUCACUUUUAGUUUCCGUAUUAUUAUGCUCUUGCAUCUGUUUGCAUAAUUCUCUUUCACAUCAUCUCACACGAACGGUUUUUUCUUUAUUAUUAUAUAUGUACGAGAACCAUCCAACCCAAUACCAACCCAAUAUAGAAUUCACUCUCAAAAUUUCGUUUACUUAUGGCAUACGUUCAACAUUGCUUUUUUUGUAUGUGUGUAUAUAUACACAACCGUCCAUAAACCUACUCUGCAAGUUUUCCUGUCGUGUCUAUACACAUAGUGGUUAUGCUAGUAAGCAUGCUCCGCAAAAUAUAAAAUAAAUAUUCAAACAUAAGGCAAAGCAAGACAAGGCAAAGCAAAGGCAAAAAUUCAGUAUAAUUUGUCAGUCUACGAGCGACUACGUGUACGAGAGGUCGCGCUAUUUCGCAUCCCCGCAAAAAAUUUGCCGCUUCUUGCUUAUUAAUGUAAAUCCGGUGAAAUAAAAAAAAUAAAAAAUUAAUAAAAAAUUAAAACAAAAAAUCUAUUCAAAUUAUUCAAUAUUAAAAAAAGAUUAAUAACGAUUCUUGCCAAGAGAUUAAAUUGAAUUGAAAGUUUAAAAAAAAAAAUUAAAAAUUUAAUGGAAUGAUCAAAAUGUCGUUUGAAUAAAAUAAAAUAAGAAAAAGAGUAAAAUCCCGCGUUUGUGCUAUCACCAUAACUACAAAAUAUUGAGUUGAUAUUGCAGAUUGAAAAUUAAAAAGAAAAUAAUUAAAAAGUAAAAAAAUUUAAAAAAAACUUAAAAAAUUAACUUUUCAAAUAUUUUACAUUAAAUAAGUCACCAUUGUCUAUUGUCUAAACUAAAUAAGCUAUUGAAGAAGAACACAAGAAGACAGUCAGAAAGAAGAAGAAGAAAAUCACAGAAAUUAAAUCACGUUCUAAUCCUCUCUAUCUCAUCAUUAACCAUAAUAUUAAAAUAUUUAUAUUGUGAAUUAGGUCUAAAAACACUUAAGUAUAACACGACUCUGUGUGUGUCAUUUUAGUGAUAUUUCACCUUCGUUUUUUCAAACUAAUUAUCCCUAACUUGCAGUGUAGUAAUGUUGAAUGGUGUUUAAUUAAAUGAGUAAGAAGAACAAUAAUUUUUCUCGCAUCACAGAAAAUUAUUAAAUUAAAAAGUAAAACUUGUGAAAUAAAUCAUUAAAGCAAAAAAAAAAGAAGUAAAACCAACCAAAAAAAAAUCAAGCAACGAAAAGUUUGUUAUAAAAAACAGAGUAAAAGAGCCAGCCACUUCAUACUUUUUUUGAAACAAAACAAAUCACUCAAGGAUUACUCUCUUAUUCUUCGUCAAACAACAGAAAAUAAGUCGAGGAAAAAAAAUUUGUAAAAAAUAACAGAAAAAAAAAAACUUUUUUUUUACAAGUUUUGAAGAACCGAGUCCAAACAAAAACAACACUGCAAAUUUUCUCGCGGUAAACUAAUGUAAGCAAUUACUGAUCUCUUUGGUAAAGCUAAAUCGUUCUACCCCCCCACAGAAUACUCGACCCUCAGAUUUGGCUUAGCAAUUGCUGCUUUUUUCAUGCAUAGAUUCAAACAUAUGCUGAGUUUGCUUGAGCUUUUAUUAUAAAACAAACAAAAAAGAAGAAACACACAAGACGAAGAGAAAUUUCAAACCGUUCAAGAGCCAUCAAAACCGAAGUUAAAAUCCUAAAACAAUUUAAAUUUAUUAAAAAAAAACCAACACUCGCAAAUCAAGAAUAAAUCUAGUCUGUUUGCCAUACAAAGUAUAAUAAAAAUAAAGAAAAUAAAUUUAGCAAAGAGAGAAGAAGAACAUAAGAAUCAAAUCGAAUUAUCAUUUAACUAUACAGUGGUUUCCGUCAUCAUAUUUAAAAUUUAAAACAAAAUAAAUAAAGAGAAAAAAAAAACACCUAAACUAAACAAAGGAACGUCUGUUUUUUCGUUCAUUUUCUUGUAAUAAAACUAAAAACAAAAAAAAUUAUUAUAAUCUUAGUGCUGUUUUAGUAAUAUCUGUCAAAACAUCACACGUUUUACAUCGAUAAAUUUUGUGAUAAUAAAUAAAAUAUAAAAAAUUCAAUAAAAAAAAUAUUUUUAAUCAAAUAGUGAAAAAGAGAGAGAAUUGUUCAAAUUUUUUAUAUAUUUUAACCCACAAAUGACAUGCAAACCGUGUAAAAGAUAAAAAUAAAAAAAAAGAAAAUUCUGAGAAUAGUAUUUUUGUAGAUUGUUUUUUAAAAAAUAAAUGUGUUGAAACGCAUAGCGUUAGUAAUCCAAUAUACUAGACAAGACGAUAAUAUAUUAGAUGAGUGUUUAAGAAACAGAUUUAAUUCAAAGAAUUUUUUCUUAAAACAAAAACCCUCUAACGGUCACUCAACUAAAAACUAAAGGAAAACUAAAUUUUUAAAAACUAAAAUUUAAAUUUAAAUAAAAAAAACAUUUAAAACAACACACAAAAAUAAUGGCAUCAAUGGUAAACAUGAAUAGCUUAUUGAGUGGUAAAGAUUCGCGUUGGUUGCAGUUGGAGGUGUGUCGUGAAUUCCAAAGGAAUAAAUGCUCCCGACCGGAUACCGAAUGUAAAUUUGCCCAUCCACCAGCUAAUGUAGAAGUUCAAAAUGGACGUGUAACUGCCUGCUACGACAGCAUUAAGGGUCGAUGCAAUCGUGAAAAGCCUCCAUGCAAAUAUUUUCAUCCACCACAGCACUUAAAAGAUCAAUUAUUGAUCAAUGGAAGAAAUCAUCUUGCCUUGAAGAAUGCGUUAAUGCAACAAAUGGGUAUUGCACCUGGACAGCCAGUUCUGCCCGGUCAAGUACCAACAGUGGAUAUCCAGAACGGAAGCACGACAGUAUCACCUCUGGGAUUCUCUCUGACUUUUGGAUCACAGCCAGUAAUGGCCACAAAUCCCUACUUGACUGGUAUGCCAACAAACACGUACAGUCCCUAUUUUGCACCCGGACAUUUAGUGCCUGCAUUGUUAGGUCCAGAUCCAUCAUCGGUUGCAUCACCACUUAGUCAUGCCGUUGUACCACAGGGCGUUCAAGUGGCACAACAAAAAAUUCCCCGUUCCGAUAGAUUAGAGGUAUGUCGCGAAUUCAUACGCGGUGCCUGCAAGCGAGCUGAAUCCGAAUGCCGUUUUGCUCAUCCACAAGAGAGCGUAUCAUCACACGAGGAUGGGUCAGUGACCGUGUGCAUGGACGCAGUCAAGGGCCGAUGCGCUCGCGAUCCUUGCCGCUACUUCCAUCCUCCCUUGCACCUUCAGGCUCAAAUAAAAGCAGCCCAGACACGCGCAACCGCGUCCGCACCUGUAUCAACUGCUGCUGCUGCCACUGGUUCUGUUUUAUCAUCGGCUUCUAUUCCAACCAUUCAACAACCUGGAUCCGCUUCGGCUGCUAUACCUGCUGCCGCUUUAGCAGGAAAUCUUCCAUUGGAAUUAGGAAAGAAACGGGCCGCCGAAAAUGACAUGUAUCAACUGAUGGAUAUGAAAUCAGUUGGUUCAAUCUACUAUGACAACUUUGCAUUUGCCGGUAUGGGUGUACCAUUCAAACGACCAGCUGCUGAGAAAUCAGGCAUUCCAGUAUAUCAACCAGGCGCCACCACUUAUCAACAGUUAAUGCAACUGCAACAACCAUUUGUACCAGUGUCAUGUGAGUACCCUAGUCCCAGUCCUUCAGCAAGUUCAACUACAAAUCCACAAUCAUCCACAGCAAAUCCAAUUUCUAAUAAUAAUAUUAAUGCUAUCGUAAACAAUAGUAAUAAUAGUAACACCAACAAUAGUAACAGUAAUGCUGUUGUAACAUCAUCGCCACAGCAUUCGUUUAACAAUCAUUUAGCUAGUUCUGAACAAACUGACAAACCUGAACAAAAUACAAGUAGCACACCGACACCUGAAUUGUCAGCAACAGCAACAUCCGUUAUUAGUCCGCCAUUGAUCACAAUCCCAACCAAUCACCAGCAACCUCCAUCUUCCUUACCGAGCACAAAUCCAUAUGCGGUUGUACCGUACGGUACAGCCACAUAUUCAACGCCAAGUAUACCAUAUUCGGCCUAUUCAAAUGCUAGUAUUUACAGUCACCCAUUAACCGCAUCCUCAUCCACACAAUCUCUUUAUGCAGACCCAGCAACCAUAGCUAAGGAAGUAGCACAGAAAAACUAUGCGAAUGCUUUAAAAAUGGCUGCAGCAUCGAAUGCAUACUCGGGCAAACCAUUAACCGCUUUAAGUUAUACGGGCGUUGCCUUAAAUAAAGCUUUAAUUCAAACGCCACCCCAAACUCAUCUUCCACCACCAACACCCCAUCAGCACCAAACCCAGUACCAUUUUCAAGCCCAAGCACAAACUCAAUCCCAACAUCCAGCUGCUGCGGCUGCAGCAGCCGCAGCUGCACACAAUCAAAUGGUGGCAGCAAAUCAAGCUCAUGUGGCUCGACAAAUGUCAGCUGCUGUGUCCCAGUCUCAAUAUGCUGCCGCAGCUGCACUGACUCAUCGUCCGCCACCAAUGUUCGUUCAAGCACCACAUCAAUACUUGCGACCACAUGUUCAAACGGCCGCCUCCGCCCUACAACCGAAUCCGUUGCAAUCGGCUGCCGUUGCAGCCGCUGCCCAGCAACAACUAUUGUCGCAAAACUUUUUCUAUCCCGGUCUGCAAGGUUAUCCACUCGGAUUCGGUGCUGCACAAGCUGCAGCUAUGCAAGCCCAUCACUUGCAACCGUCUGUUCAGCAAACUAUGCCCGGCAUGCCAACAAUGCCCACAGCACAACCAGUACAGUCUGUUAAUCCUGGUGCGGCCGUUGUUUUGAAUCCGUACAAAAAGAUGAAAACGUCGUAGAUGAAUUUCGUCGAUUUGAACAGUCAUUUUCGAUCAAUUUACGGUACAUAAUUUUACUUAAAAAAACGCGCACUAUCUCUUUAAAAAGAAACAAUUAAGAAAUAUGAAAAAAGGAAUGAAAAAUAGAGACCGAAUAUGGAGUCUCUAAAUGAGAUGGAAAAUAGUGCCUCAGAAAAUUAAAAUAUAAAUUUUACAAAAAUAUGAAACUUAAUCGGUCAAACGGUGCAAUUUUAAUCUGACGAUUGUAUUGAAAAAUCGCACAAAAAUUUUUGAUUUAACAUUUUUAAAUAAAUUUUAAUUUUUAAUUUUUAGUUGAGUCAUUUUUGAAAAAUUUGUUUGUUUGUUUUAGUUAAACUAAAGUUGCAUUAAGAAUAAAUAAUUGUUCUUUAUGUGACACGAAUGAUUGUAAAAGAAAAACCUCUUUUUUAUGAGCUGUGAUAUUUUCCUAACAAAAAAAUUCACGGAAUUCAAAACAACGCCACAACAAGAAACUAAUAUUAAAAAAAAAAAAAUGGUUGUCUGUAAACGUAUAAUUAAAACUUAAAUAAAGGGAAGUAGGAGAAAAAGUAUAGUUUUGAGCUGAAGGAAAGGGAUUACAAGUCACUGUGAUAGAUUCACUUUGCCCAUAAAAUAAACGAAAAAAACAAACAAAAACUUAUUAUAACCAAUGUUGUCGUUCCUCAAUAAAAAAUCGUUUGUUUAUUUUUCGUUUGUUUUCGUCGUUACGUUAAAUUAAUUUAAUUCUUAAGUUCUUGGUCAAUGUUAAUUUUAAUUUGUAAACGAUUACGAGUAUAUUUUAUAAUUUUUUUUUUCGUCUCAAUGAUCAUCUGCCAUAAGAGAUUUCAACGUCAUUAUUACUGUAAUUAUACCAGCCAUCAUUGCGAUCCUAAAUAAAUAUGUAUAUUCCAUCACCACCACCAUCCCAUUAUAUAUUCCUAUAUACAUGCUAACCACUUACCAGUGUUACUGUUCUGUUCAAUUCAGAUAACUGUUUGCACAAUUUAUAUUACCUCUUUUUCGAAACUAAUUUUACUGACAUUCUCUAUUAUAUAACUCUACUUUCCUUCAUUACUUGCUAGGUGUAUUUUAUAUAUAUAUUGCAUUAGGUACAUGAGUAACAUGAAAGUUAAAAAAGAAGAAGAAGUUAAAACACACACGACACUCGGUACACUUGAUUUGACAAAACUAGAAACAAAAAUGAAAUUAAAAUGGAAUUUGAUUAGAUUUAUUGUAGCUUUUAAAAUCUAAUUAUUAAAUUAAAAAAAAAU
Messenger RNA from Bradysia coprophila, 6173 nucleotides. RefSeq names its product splicing regulator muscleblind (gene mbl). Gene Ontology annotation, cellular component: nucleoplasm; cytoplasm. NCBI's taxonomy places the organism in Eukaryota, Metazoa, Arthropoda, Insecta, Diptera, Sciaridae. Gene Ontology annotation, biological process: regulation of RNA splicing. The record is from RefSeq and is a predicted model, not a curated record. Gene Ontology annotation, molecular function: RNA binding; metal ion binding.